AUGGACUUCAUUGGAGGUCUACCGGUGGGAAAAGGCAGAAUGAAUAAUUUGAUAUGGGUCAUUGUCGACCGAAUGACCAAAAUUGCCCAUUUGCUAGCAAUUCGGGAUACGGAUCCAGUAGAGGUGUUAGCUGAGUUAUACGUGAAUGAGAUCGUGAAACUUCAUGGAGUCCCAGCGCGGAUCAUAUCAGAUCGAGAUCCAAGGUUCACAGCAGCGUUUUGGCGAGCAUUGCAAGGAGCCUUAGGCACAGAAGUAAAGAUGAGCACGGCGUUUCAUCCUGAGACAAACGGACAAACGGAACGCACUAUCCAAACAAUCGAGGAUUUGUUGCGGCUGUGUAUUCUGAACUGGGCUAAGACCAUGCCAAACCCCUCUGUGUUGGACGGAAAUUGGGGAGAGGAAGCUAUUCGGACCACCAAUGGUGGAGAGACCAUAGAGAAGUUGCAGGUGGUCCGAACCAAUAUGAUGAAAGCCCAGGAUCGGCAAAAGAAGUAUGCUGAUCAGAAUCAAAGAGAAGUGACGUUCGCGGUAGGAGACUUGGUGUAUAUGAAGGAAACUGCACAGAAGGGGAAAGACCGCUUUGGGAAAGUUGGUAAGCUGGCAGAUCACGGGAAGAGUGGGAGAGGUGGCAUAUCGGUUGGAAUUGCCCUCAGACAUGAAACUUCACCCAGUGUUUCAUGCCUCCAUGCUUCGGAAGCAUGUACCAGAUCCGAAUGCGAUAAUGCGAGAUCUGCAGCUGGAUUUGAUGUAUCGGGAAGGGGCCUUUGA
Messenger RNA from Eutrema salsugineum, 768 nucleotides. RefSeq lists its product as uncharacterized. The record is from RefSeq and is a predicted model, not a curated record. The coding region runs from base 1 to 768 and encodes 255 amino acids. Gene Ontology annotation, biological process: DNA integration. Gene Ontology annotation, molecular function: nucleic acid binding. Lineage: Eukaryota; Viridiplantae; Streptophyta; Magnoliopsida; Brassicales; Brassicaceae. The transcript has 2 exons.